Nematostella vectensis (starlet sea anemone) is the source of this 1698-nucleotide messenger RNA. RefSeq lists its product as uncharacterized. The transcript is spliced from 4 exons. Lineage: Eukaryota; Metazoa; Cnidaria; Anthozoa; Actiniaria; Edwardsiidae. The coding region runs from base 713 to 1441 and encodes 242 amino acids. The record is from RefSeq and is a predicted model, not a curated record.
UACAAGCUUGUACUAAGCCAGACAGAAACUUACAUUGAAAUAAAUCGGUCUCGCUAGUGUCACGCACGAGCCAGAAAUUCCCGCCAAAACAUCCGCUCGGCCAAUCAGAGGCCUACAAACACGGUGUUGCAUCCAAAAGGAAAGUUUUUGCGGAAACGGGAACCUUUAAGUUUGCCACUUUCUAUCCCCGUUGUAAUUUGCUUACUCAGAGGCUCUACUAUAAUUUAUUUCAAGCCCCUGUUUGUUGAUCUCAGGCCAUCAAUAGGAAGAAACUCGGUAAAUUUAAAUAAUUCCCUCCUAAGUGGUGGUUAUCAAAUUUUCAUAACUUCACGAUAAGUUCGUGCAACUUUUUUAUGUACAACAGUAGUGUAAAAUAACUGAUUAUACCAUUGGGUACAUGGGCAAAUAUGAUCAAAUAUCUCAUAUUUGUUCUCCACUCCAAUAUUCUGGUUUAUAUGUAAUUCUUAUUGGGGCUUCAAAAGUCAGACAGAAAAAGUAUUUAUUUUCUAAUCAAAAAUCAAGUAGACGCUCUGCCUUUUGCAUUAUUAAUAACUUUUAAUUGAAUAAAACAAUGACAGAGAAAGUGUUUUACUCAUCUCUAGGUGACGUCAAACAAAUAAAAUAAUCCUCACACAUCAGGUGCGAAUAGUAACCAUAGUUAUCCGGACAAACAUCAAUUCUCAGCUUUUCUGAUAUGUGAGACGUGUAGGCGAUGGCGGAGCAAGACUUCAAAGUAGUCCUUCUCACUCUGUCUGCAAUUAUCAUCCUCCAGACAGGCGACAGCUGCAAGAUUGUCAGGUGGUAUCCAGCAUCCAAUGAGACUUGGCUUUUGAACCACGUGUUCAAAAACCUCACGAGAAGGAAUGAGGGGGCGUGUCACGCUGCCUGCUUGAUGAAUGACAGCUGCCGAUCAUAUAAUUUUGGUCACCAACUUCAACUCUGUCAGCUCAGCAACUCUGAUCACGUGGAACAUCCGGGGGACCUGGUACCGAAAGAGAAUUUCAUGUACCGUGGAACCAUGAACGCGUGCGCGACUGGGAUCUGUCCCGCGGGCUCACUCUGUCAAGCGGAUUUCGCCAACAACUCGUACACAUGCGUAUGCCCUGCUGACAACCCAUACUGCCUUGCGCGAAUGAACACGUCAUUCCAUCGUUGUCACGCAUUCAAUACAUCAUCAGACGGUGUCAUACAACUCGAAGCAACUCAUUCAUCCUGGCGAGCGGACGGCUUCUGCAGAGUAGACUUCACGCCUACGAGCAUCGUCACUGGUCAGCAGUAUAACAUCGCCGUUGACCUGCGCGCUAGGCAUGUCUCCCAUGACACAACUCGAGGUGUACAUCCGGGAGUUGCGUUUAAUAUGGUUGACGGCGACAACUUCGACUUCGUGUACUUCAGGUAUGAAGUGGAGCCUUUGGAUACGGACCUUGAAAUUUUCCCGUAGUAUUACGCGAACUUCCUGCACACAAUUAUUUUCUGGUUUCCUUCGCCCAUAUUUCAUCCUGUUAACUUGAAUUCUAUUGUCGACUCUCGCCUUGAAGGACACCCCAAUAAUAUGGACACCUCGUUAUCACGGACAUCCCAAUAUUAUGGACACCUUGUUAUCACGAACAUCCCAAUAUUUUGGACACCUUGUUAUCACGGACAUCCGAAUAUAAGAUGCACCUCUUUAUCACGGACAUCCCAUUAAAGAAACACCUU